AUGUCUAGCAUGCAGCAACCCUUGAAUGCAGGCCAAGCCCAAGGCCAGGGCCAGGCUAAGGCAGAAGAGUGGAUGCAAUCCACACAGGACACAGCAAAUCAAGCUAAGAACAUGACAUCUGAUGCAGCUCAAUCAGCCAAGGAGUCUGCCCAGCAUGGAAAGGACCAAAGUGCUGGAUUUAUUCAGCAGACUGGAGAGCAAGUGAUGAACAUGGCUCACGGUGCCAUGGACAGUGUGAAGAGCACACUUGGCAUGAAUGAAAAGAAAUGA
This is a messenger RNA of Prunus armeniaca (apricot), 270 nucleotides long. The record is from the annotation of a GenBank genome assembly. NCBI's taxonomy places the organism in Eukaryota, Viridiplantae, Streptophyta, Magnoliopsida, Rosales, Rosaceae.